This is a messenger RNA of Vicia villosa (hairy vetch), 1440 nucleotides long. RefSeq lists its product as uncharacterized. The coding region runs from base 1 to 1440 and encodes 479 amino acids. The record is from RefSeq and is a predicted model, not a curated record. The transcript has a single exon. NCBI's taxonomy places the organism in Eukaryota, Viridiplantae, Streptophyta, Magnoliopsida, Fabales, Fabaceae.
AUGGAAGCUAAAAGAGGACUUCGCCACGGGGAUCCAAUAUCACCUAUCCUUUUUGUUAUUGUGAUGAAGUACUUGCAUAGGAAGAUGCAAAUGCUUGGUAAAAUACCCAAUUACAAUUAUCACUCGAUGUGUGAAAAAGCUAGCAUCAUAGAUGUCAGUUUUGCUGAUGAUUUAUUAGUCUUUACGCGAGGAGAUAUGAAGUCUGUGGAGCUGGCAAUGAAUAUGUUUGCUGAAUUCUCCAAAGCCACAAGCCUCAAAGUGAAUCCCAAUAAAUGCCAAGUUUAUUUUGGGGGGCUGGAUGACAGUAUGAAGGAGGAGAUCAGAAGAGUGACUGGUUUCAAAGAGGGGAAGCUCCCGUUUCAGUACCUGGGGAUCUCCCUCACAAGUAAAAGGAUGAACACCCAUCACUAUAUGUGCUUGAUUGAGAAUAUAGUCAGUAGAAUCAAACACUGGAGCGUAAACUUCUUGAGUUAUGCUGGCCGGCUUCAACUCAUAAGGAGUGUCCUAUUUGCAAAAACAAAAUAUUGGUUGAGUUGCUUGCCCUUGCCCAAGAGUAUAAUGAAGAAGCUUAAUUGCUAUUUGUGUACGUUUUUAUGGACAAGUCAAGGAGACAUGAAGAGAAAAUCCCCCGUUGCUUGGAAGACUGUUUGUGCGCCAAAAAACAGGGGUGGUCUCAACAUGAUAUCGAUUGAAAAGUGGAAUCAAGCUCAGUUGAUAAAACAGUUGUGGAACCUUAGCCAAAAGAGUGACAACUUGUGGGUGAAGUGGGUACAUACAUACUACAUCAAGAAGGACAUUGCCAUGACAGUUGGUAUUAAAACUGGGUGCUCUUGGAUUUUGAAAGCAAUCCUGAGCCCAAGACAGAUUGUUCAAAAUAUGAACUGUUGGCAUAUUGUGCAGCAGAAAAUCAAAGUAAGGGAGAUCUACAAUGAAAUGGUAGAGCUGCAACCAAAGUUUACUUGGAGAACUCUUUUCAUGAACAAUCUAGCAAGACUGAGGGCCUGCUUUGUAGUUUGGAUGGCAUGCCACGUGAAAUUAGCAACAAAAGAGCGUUUAUGUCGUAUGGGUCUGAUAAACAAUGAUGAAUGCGUGUUCUGCUCCCAAAAAGAAACAUUGAAUCAUCUGUUAUUUACGUGCCUAGGUAUUAAACCAAUCUGGAAUCAGGUGCUGAGUUGGAUUCAGAUUAGACAUGAUCCUGGCGAAUGGAAGGAUGGACUAAAGUGGGUGAUUCAAACUAGUAAGGGGAAGGGAUGGAAAACCCAUGUGUUAAAAAUUGCUUUCAUAGAGACCACGUAUGCUUGCUGGAAGUAUAGAAACGAACGUUGUUUUAACUCGACAGAACAUAACAGAAAUAUAGUUCAAGAUAUUAUAGAUGUUAUAGUUUAUAGAUGUUGGGGAUAUCCUAAGAUCAAAAAGCACAUUUCUCACCUUAUAGUUUGA